Molecule: messenger RNA, 1586 nt
Organism: Impatiens glandulifera
Lineage: Eukaryota; Viridiplantae; Streptophyta; Magnoliopsida; Ericales; Balsaminaceae
Product: DNA primase small subunit
Exons: 17
Coding region: 210-1559 (449 amino acids)
Biological process (GO): DNA replication, synthesis of primer
Cellular component (GO): alpha DNA polymerase:primase complex
Source: RefSeq, a predicted model, not a curated record
CUUCUUCUUCUUCCUGAAAGCGCUUCAUAUCUCUCUAGCGAAUCAUUUUUACUUUCUUCUCUAGUCCGUCCAGCGACGAAGGGAGACUGCGACCUGGAUCUUUGCUCUCUGUUGGAACGAUUCUCACCAGCCUGAAGUCCACGGCGACUCCUGGUUUUAACAUUUCGUUCGCCUUUUGAAGUGGACAAUAUAUUCAGCUGACCUAAAAAAUGGCGAGAGAAGAAGCUGAUAAUGGACGAGAUGACAUGGUAAUCGAUACUGCUCUGCCUGAAGGAUUCAACGCGAAUUACCUCAAAACUUACUACGGGAAACUAUUUCCACAUGCUGAUAUAUUCAAAUGGCUUUCUUAUGGAAAUGAUGGAAAACAUCCUGGAUGUGAUCAAUCAUAUUCUGGAAGGCGAGAGUAUUCAUUCACACUGGACAAUGAUAUAUAUUUGCGUUUCCAAUCUUUUAACAGUGUACAUGAACUAGAAAGUUCCAUUAAAGAGAAGUGUCCAUUCAAAAUUGAUAUUGGACCAGUUUACAGUGUGGAUCCUGCAAAAAGGCAUGCCUAUGGACAAGCUGGUCAGAAUGUUUUCACUCCUGUAGAGAGGGAACUAAUCUUUGAUAUAGAUAUAACAGAUUAUGAUGAUGUAAGAUACUGUUGCUCUGGUGCUGAUGUAUGCUUAGACUGUUGGCCACUUAUGACAGUUGCAAUUAAAGUGAUUGACACUGCCCUUAGAGAUGACUUUGGCUUUAAUCACAUUCUCUGGGUAUAUAGUGGUCGUCGAGGAGUUCAUUGCUGGGUAUGUGAUUCAAAAGCAAGAAGGUUGAAUAAUGAACAGCGUGCAGCUAUUGCUGAUUAUUUUCGAGUUUACAAGGGCAAUGAGAAUAGUCAGAGGAAAGUUGCUCUACUAGGCCAUGCACUUCAUCCUUUCCUUGUGAGAGCAUACACUGAAGUUCUUCGAGAAUAUUUUGAAGAGAAAUUGCUUUCCAGUCAGCAAUUGUUUUCGUCUGAGGAGAGAUUUGAGAAGAUCUUAGAGAUGAUCCCUGAUGAGUCCAUUACUUCAGAGCUUAGAGGUAAGUGGCAGGAGAAUAGGCGUUCUUCUAUUUCAAAAGAAGAUGUUAAUGCUCUCCGUUGGGGACAGUUAAAACAUAUGCUGCAGUCUGGAAAGCAGAAGUCACAGGUGCUUAGAAGGUGUGUUGAAGAGAUUGUUUUCUCUUAUAGCUAUCCCAGACUGGACAUGGAGGUUUCGAAACAUAUGAACCAUUUGUUGAAGGCGCCUUUCUGUGUACAUCCCAAGACAGGGCGUGUGUGCGUUCCUAUUGACCCGAAGAAUUGUGAAGAAUUUGAUCCAACAAAAGUUCCAACGCUUUCUCAGCUAUUGGGGGAACUUAAUAUGGGAGGUCAGAAGAUAGGAGAUGGUGGAGAAGAUGAAUGGGAGGGAACAUCGAUGGACAAGGCAAUCAAAUAUUUUAGGACAUCUUUCCUGCAGCCUCUGCUAAAAGUGUGCAAGGAGGAGAUUGAGAAUUCUUAUAAUGCAAAACUUCAACAAUCCAGGAAUUCCUUUAGCUGGUAAAGUAUUUUAUUAUUAUUAUUAUUAUUA